ACCUCCAAACAGAGGUCCACAAACGGACAAGCCCAAGCCAGGUUCCCCUCCGACACAGGCACACAGCCGCUGGAGGAAGCGUCGGCGAUGGCGGCCCCGGCGAAGGAGGCGGCGGUGGCGACGGGGAAGAGAGAUGAGCUCGCGGAUUCGCUGGCCGAGCUCUUCACCAACGUCUCCCUCAUGGUCCGCGGCGAGCUCCAGGGAACUAACAGCCAGCUAGCACUACUCGAAAAGAUGAAUCAACGUGUGGCAGAGGAAUACAAUAGCUAUGGAGACGUUGCAUCUGGUCUGAGAGUCUUCGUGGAGCAACUGAAUGAGAAAAACCAAGGGUUUGAGGAGUACACGUCCCAGAUUGACGCGAUAGACCAUCAGGUGACUGAGUUUGAGGCGGUGGUGUCCAUGCUCGAUAAGCAUGUCUCCGUGUUGGAAAAGAAAGUGAAGUCUGCUUAUCACAUUGCUUCUACGCAAUGAUUCAUCUAGAAGCAUGUUGUAAAUCUUUUUGUUUUCUUUUUGCAACAAUAAUUGAGCAUAUCUGUAGUAACCAGAUACAUGUGCAUGGAAUGCUCACACUGUAGUCCUAAUGUUUCCACCAUUGUUGUAAUUGUUGUAGUGGAAUUGAAUAGCCAAGUUGUGUGUUGCUUUGGCAUUUCGGUUACUUUCAGGUAUUGUUGUUACCACAGUGAAAAAUAGACAGCACUAUCAGAUUA
Molecule: messenger RNA, 707 nt
Organism: Lolium perenne
Lineage: Eukaryota; Viridiplantae; Streptophyta; Magnoliopsida; Poales; Poaceae
Product: biogenesis of lysosome-related organelles complex 1 subunit 2
Source: RefSeq, a predicted model, not a curated record